CUCAUUCAUUUGGUCAGGAGUAACAUCUGCGAUUCACCGAGCGUGUGUGGUUUCACUGGUACCUCGACGAUCGCUGGAACUUGCGACCCUUUGAAAGGCGCUGCCAUUAUAAACGACGUUGGCCUACACACGGGAUACCACAUCGCCCACCAUCUCGGCCACACGUUAGGUAUGUCGCACGACGUCAAAGAGGAAAAUGGCUGUCCGGGCAUUAUUCAUCACGACGAAAAUUACAUCGAAACGACGGUCAUGCAUCCCGGUAACUUGUACAUCACGAGAAAGUGGUCCGUGUGUUCGAAAGAAUCGCUGAAAUUGUACAUCGAAACAGAUUUAGGAUUCUGUUUGGAGGACAAGCAGCAAAAUUACGAGUUCCCCAGCACGGAACUUCUUCCAGGAGUGAUGUACAACGCGGAUGACCAGUGUCGAAUAGAAUACGGUCUCGAGGCCCGCCACUGCGAUUUGGAAGUGAAGUGCGAGAGCCUGAGGUGCGCCAUUCCGGGAAAGGGUUGCGUGUCCACGAUGGAACCAGUGGCUGACGGCACGCGCUGCGGGGAGAACAGGUGGUGUUACGGAAUGAAAUGCCUGCUGGUCGGAGAAAAGCCUGGUGUCGUGGACGGUGGUUGGAGCAAUUGGUCACCUUGGAGUCGAUGCUCCCGAACCUGCGGUUCCGGCGUCACACUUUCGGUCAGAAGAUGCGUCAAUCCUGUCCCAUCGAAUGGCGGCGCUUUCUGCAGAGGCGACAGGAAACGUCACAAAAUAUGCGCCACAGAGCCGUGCGACGUGGACGCCCCCUCGUUCCGCGAUGUCCAGUGCAGCGGGUACAACAACUGGGUCUUCCCAGAAGACGGGAAACUUCACCAAUGGUCCGAGUACAAGCUGCCCGAGGAUCUGAGAAUAUCGGAGAAUCCAUGCACGCUUUACUGCGUGAACGAGAAGAACGUGGUCGCCUCCCUGAGUCCAAGAGUCAUAGACGGCACCACCUGCUACAGGGGUAUCCGGAAUAUUUGCAUCGGUGGUAUUUGCCGCGAGAUACCGUGCGAUCUCAACAUGGAGUCGAACGCCAUUGAGGACGCGUGCGGCGUGUGCAGGGGCAAUGGGACUUCGUGCAGCCUCAAGGAAUACACGACAACGAUCGUGCAAGCGUUACACCCAACGAGGCUGGUCGAGAUCCCUGUCUACGCGACCAACGUCCGUGUCGAGGAGAUGGAACCCUCGAAAUCCAGGAUAAUGGUGUGGAGCAAGGAUGAGAAGCCGUUAAUUCGUGGGGAUCGUUUAGGAUUGUUCGAGGUUGCCGGCAUGAAGAUAUGGUUAGGGGCGAUAAGAUUGAACCAGGAGGCUCUCAUCAUACCAGGACCCAUCCUCGAGGACUUGAUUAUAUUGAUUCUGCCGAAAGAGAACGUGACGGUGAGGUAUUCGUUCGGCGUGAGAGAGAAGAGCCCUCGUAAGCCCGAGUUCUCGUGGAACUUUCUCGACUGGGAAGAGUGCAACGCGAAUUGCGGCCCAGGCGAGCAGAUUUCCAAGCCUCGUUGCCUGGAGAAACACGCGGGCAUAGUGGAUGACAUUUUCUGCAAAAGCAUGGCGAGGCCGCAGGAAAAAGUGAGACCCUGUUAUCGGGCGCCCUGUGUCCCGAGAUGGAUGAUCGGUGAUUGGCAAGGAUGCACAUCCUGCACGUUCCGUUGCGAGAACACGCGAUCUGUCAAAUGCGUACGCCCCGUCGGUCAUUCCGAGCAGGAUGCAGAUAUUAUCGCUGACAGCUACUGCGUAGGGCCGAAGCCAAAGGAACGGGAGCCCUGUGCCGGCCGGGAGAAACGUAACAACAAUGUUUCAACAGCACGCUCGAAGCGGUGGAAAAAUUCGGGCGGAAAGAAAUUACGAAUUAAAAGAAUGCACGAAGAGGAAGACGACGACGACGACGACGAUGACGACGACGAGGAAGACAAAGAAGAGGAAAAAGAGAGCAUUCCGAAGAUAAAGAAGGGUGAAGAAGUGAUCGACAGCAAGGAUAUUAAUAAUUUAACCUUAACCAUCAUUUUGGAACGUGAUGUAACCGGCGCCUUGAUCUUCCCCAAGGAUUUCGUGCCUCAACCACCGCCCAACAGUACCACGUUUACUUUGGUUGGAAUGGAUGCAGUCAAGUAUAUUCAAAAAAUUCAAGAAGAGGCCGUGAUCGCCUCUAAACGUUCUUAACGAGUUAACCUAAUUGAAAAUCGAUAUAUACAUUAUUCGCGUUACGAUCGUGUGCCCAGAGAUCUGUGUAUUAAUCGUUAUAAUUAUGAUUAAUUUAAUGUACGUGCAUUAUGUACAUUACACGAAAUGCAUUAAAUAUCACGUUUCAAUGCGAGAGUGGCCGUCUCUUUAAACGAUUAAAACAUUGUGACAUUGAUGGAAAUGAUGGAGCGUAGAUGUUGUUGAAUCUGCAAUACCGACCGGACAGGCGUAAGAUAAUUUCGUAAUAAAUCGACUUGGCAUUAAAAUAUUAAUGCGUCGAUUAAAAAUACGAUAGCACCGGGACAAACCGCCAGCACUGUCACUGUUUCGCAUUUUAUUUCAUCGUUGCCGUUCAAUUUGCCGUCAGAUUACGCACGCUUGCCAGGAAAUCGAAUUAUAUUCGACGCGGAUCGGGCUUUUAUCCGAUAUCCAAUUGAAUUGAAUUAAGUGUGCAUACAUUAAAUAUUGUUGAAAUACAAAAGAGAGAGAGAGAGAAAACGACACGUAUUUAAUAUAUAUAAUUUAAUUAGCUUAUCUAUAUUUCUCGAUACUUCUAAAUACAUACUCUUACAAUACGAUACUUUUAAACGCUCUCUUAAACGUUAUUCGAAUAAAGUAUCAUUAUUAUUAUUAUUAUUAUAAUAAUAUCAAAUAGUUAUCGAUAUUAAGUUAUUUAAACUGUACAAAGACAAUGCACUUGGAUUUAUCUUGAAUUAAUUCGACGACGAUAAUAUAUCACGUUUUUCAAAUUGGUUAAAGUUUCACAGUAUCGGAGGGGAGGGGGAGGGGUAGAGGGAAUAGAGG
Apis dorsata (giant honeybee) is the source of this 3012-nucleotide messenger RNA. Its product is annotated as A disintegrin and metalloproteinase with thrombospondin motifs 7-like. NCBI's taxonomy places the organism in Eukaryota, Metazoa, Arthropoda, Insecta, Hymenoptera, Apidae. Gene Ontology annotation, biological process: extracellular matrix organization; proteolysis. The annotation marks the transcript as partial. The record is from RefSeq and is a predicted model, not a curated record. The transcript has 13 exons. Gene Ontology annotation, cellular component: extracellular matrix. Gene Ontology annotation, molecular function: metalloendopeptidase activity.